Molecule: messenger RNA, 1188 nt
Organism: Nilaparvata lugens (brown planthopper)
Lineage: Eukaryota; Metazoa; Arthropoda; Insecta; Hemiptera; Delphacidae
Product: cullin-2-like
Exons: 6
Biological process (GO): SCF-dependent proteasomal ubiquitin-dependent protein catabolic process; protein ubiquitination
Cellular component (GO): Cul2-RING ubiquitin ligase complex; SCF ubiquitin ligase complex
Molecular function (GO): ubiquitin protein ligase binding
Source: RefSeq, a predicted model, not a curated record
UUUUUUUUCAGCGAUGUCUACUCAUUAUGUGUGGCAUACCCAGAGCCAUUGGCAGAUAGGCUCUAUACUGAGACGAAGAAUUAUCUCGAUGAACACGUAAAAUCGCUGCAUAAAAGUGUUCUCGAACAAGGAGAUAGUGACUUGCUCAGCAAUUACUUUAAUGCUUGGGUAAAAUAUAGCCAAGGUAUCAACUACCUUCACAGAUUGUAUCUAUAUCUGAAUCAACAGCAUAUAAGGAAACAGAAGUUAUCCGAUGCAGAUUAUAUUUAUGGAUCUGUUCCCCAAGAUGUACAAGAACAAAUGGAAAUCGGCGAACUAGGACUUGAAAUGUGGAAGUCAAAUAUGAUAGAGCCUUUGAAGGAUAGAUUAGUGGAGCUGCUACUGGAUGGCAUCCACAAGGAUAGGAUGGGGACGUCUCCAUCUCAAAACAACGAAAUUAUUAAAGGAGUUAUUCAAUCAUUUGUCAGUGUUCAGGAAUUCAAAAAGAAGGGGAAUCUUGAACUGUAUGAAGAACUCUUCGAAAAGCCAUUUCUAGAAGCUAGUGGUGAGCAUUACAAAUGUGAGGCUGCCAGACUUCUGCAGGAAUGCGACGUUUCACAGUAUAUGGAGAAAGUUACCAAAAAAUUGGAAGAUGAAUCGUUUCGUAGCCAUAGAUUUCUACACUUCAGUUCGCACACGAAGGUUCGCCAGCGCUGCGAGCAGCACAUGGUGGCCGACCACCUGAACCUGUUGCACGGGGAGUGCAAGGCGAUGGUGGCGGGCGAGCGGCGGCGCGAUCUGGCCAACAUGUACCCGCUGCUGCGGGCCGUCAACAGUGGCGUCAGUGUGCUCAUCACACACGUCAUGGAGCACAUCAAGCAGCAGGGUCUGGAAGCCGUGCAGGAGCUGCGUGGCGACAAUGUACAUACACAGUUUGUUGAGAGUAUGCUUGGUGUACAUAAAAAAUAUAAAGAUCUGAUUCAGGAAGUAUUCUCGGGCGAUCAAAGUUUUAUGGGUGCUCUGGACAAAGCUUGCUCUUCCGUUAUCAAUCACCGACCGUCCAAGCAGAUGUGCAAAUCUCCCGAAUUGGUCAGUUGCUAUUAUACAUUUUUAUCUAUUGUUUGUUCUUGUACGUCUAUUUUCUUUCUAUCUUAUACCUUUAAGUUCAGUGCAAUUCAUUGCAUUGUGGUCUGAAAAUUGGGAGUAUCG